AGAGUUUUAGACACUCAACGAAAAAAUAUAGAUAAAUUCUACGAAAUCAUUAACAUUUAACAUUAAAAUUGAAAACCAACAACGCCAUUGUUUCAAUUUUCCAUCUGAGAUAGACAUUUUAAACAUCUGUAUUUGAUUUGACCCCAUGAACUUUAAGGCACGUGGGAACGCUGCACGCUGAACAUUUAUUCGAGAACUCCGUCACCUGUGUGUGGAAAAUACGUUUGUCCACGAUCAGGCGUCAAGAUGUCCGACGAUCAGAUGAAGAAGAUGCUCCGGGCUGUGCUCCAGUCCAAUAAGAAUGGGGUGUCAAUCUCACGGCUACAGGGGGAUUACAGGUCAUUGACAGGGGAGUACAUUCCAUACAAACAGCUGGGUUACCCCUCAUUGGAGACCCUCUUGCACAGUAUCCCCUCUGUGGUCAGGAUGGAGAAUCGCAUGGGGGAGGUAAUGUGCCACGCAGCCGUUUGCCAGGAAACGGCCCACAUCGCUCAGCUUGUGGCCCGUCAAAAGUCCAAUAAGAAGGUUCCCGGCCGCUCUCGGAUGCUGAACUGCCAGAUGAGACCGAAACAGUCUUCAAGCUUCAUGUUAUACUCAAAGCUUCGGACAUCCCUGCGUCAGCCCGACCUUCCUCCAGCGCGCCCCGUCUGGGGCCAGCCCUACGGCUCCGAGGCGCCAGCACGCUCGCGGGGCAACAAAACCUACGGAGGCUUCAGCGCCAGCGGAGAUGUCAGGAAGAUGUACAACCAGCAUGUCGAUAGGGUCAACUCCCAUGCUCCGCCGCCUCAGGGUCCCAACUGGGAGCCAGUCCCACAAGCAAAUGUGCAAAGAGAGGGGCUAAACAAGAAAAUGAUAAUUUCGUCUAAACCGUUGCAUGACGUCAACAAUUUAAUGUCUAAUAAACCAAAAACUGUCCCUGCUGCCCCGAAGCCCUCAGCCCUUCAGACAAGCGUCUACAACCCCAAGGUGGUCCAGAGCCUCUUAACUGAGGUCCUGAAGAAGUUUACCAGCGGCCUUUGGCUGUCCAAGCUGCCCGAAGUGUACCGGGCCAUGCACAACCAGGAUCUCCCUGGACAAGCAGUCAUAGACCUGGUCAACUGGACCCAUAUCUGCUGUGUUGAGAAGCCCGGGAGCACCAAUCGAGCGGACCGGCUGGUGUACCCCCCCCAGCCGAAAUCCCCAAGCCCUGUCGUCGUACCGUUCCAACCCAAACCCACUGCUGCUUCAGUGAAGCGAGGCCAAACCGUCCCAGCCCAUCCUGUCUCUAGACAUUCUGUUACCCCCGUCAAACCGGUCAACCUGGCCCCCUUGUUCCUCACCAUGAGGAGCCCCUCGUUAAACCAGAGUCAGACCUCUCCCGCCACCGCCCCCUCAUGGCAGCACUCGCCGACCUCUCCGGCCGCCCCCUCCGACUCCUGGACACGAGCCCCCAACUCCGCCUCUCCCCCCUCUACCUCGCAGAAUUCCUUUUCCGCCUCCUCGCUCCUGACCCCCACCUCCCCGACCCCUCCCCCGAUCGCAUCGCCUCGCCAGCCCAGCUCUCCAGCGGUGGACGUCCCUGCAGACGUGCGUGUCAAACUCAGGGAGCUGCUGUCUAAAUACAACCAGGGCCUGUGGGCACACGCCCUCCCCAAACUCUACCAGGAGACAUUCAAGGUCCCCUUUCCUGAGGACAUCCUGGCCAACCUGUGCCUGUUGUUUGACGUCUGCACCGUGGAGUACCCCAUGCCCGACAAGAAGAAGGCCAUCCUCUAUGGCCCCGCCGCUGAGCACAAGGCUGAGGCGAGCAGCACCCCGGCUUCUCCUUUGGGCUGUAAGUUCAGCAGCUCCUCCGACGUACCGCCUCUUGUGCUCCCGAAAGUGGAGUUCCCCUCUGUGCUGGUGGUGGAGGCUAGCAGCACCACCCAAGUCGUCCUCAGGUACAUAGGCGAAGACUAUUCCCAGGCUCAGCAGGCCAUGGAAGAGUCCAUGAGGACGCUGUACAGCCAGCCCGGCGCCCAGAGGCCCCUCUCGUUCCCCAGGCCUGGCACACUGGCAGCCGUGAAGGUGGAGGGCGGAGAGGAGGUUGUCAGGGCCCAGGUCUCUGAGGUCAUGAAGGACACAGUCAAGGUCUACUACGUGGACCAUGGUUUCUCUGAGGUCAUCAGUAAGACUCAGCUCAUGGAGCUCCAAAAGGACUUCUUCAAGCUGCCCUUCCAGGCAUCCCUCUGCACGCUAGCAGGCCUAGGGCCGUUCAGCUCGGAGCGCUCGGUGCUGAGCACGCUGGAGUCUCUGGCAGUGGGGAGGAUCCUGCUGGCGGAGCUGCUGGAGCAGGACGUGGCCACGCCCCGGGUGUUGCUCUAUGACACGUCGCUCAGCGAGGACGUCAACAUCAACGCGGCCUGCCUCAAGGCCCUGCAGGACACGACUAUGGAGAACCCCCUGCAGGUCAACAGCACCUACAUGAACGUGUCUGUGACCAACGUGUGUUCCGAUGGAACCAUCUACUGCCAGCUGCCCUCUCGGGGUCGGGUCAAGCUCAACGAGAUCUUGGAAAAGGUCGAGGCCUUCUUCAUAACCCAGGUGACAUCGGAUUCUCUGGUGUCUUUGCCGUUCUGCGGAAUGUGCUGCCUGGCCCGGCACAAAGGGAAGUGGUCCAGAGUGGAGAUCACCAACCUGCACGGCAGCCGAGUGCUGGACAUCCGGUUCGUGGACUUGGGCGUGCCGGCCUCCGUGGAGGUCACAGAACUGCGAGAGAUCCCUCCUCCGUUCCUCCGCGAGCUCGCCGUCAUCCCACCGCAGGCUAUUAAGUGCUGCCUGGUAGACCUCCCCCCUGAGAUGUGGACCCCUGAGGCAGUUCUCUGGCUCAGAGACGCUGUGCUCCACUCUGAGGAUUGUAUGAUGACGAUCUCCAAGCUAGAUGAAGCCAAGCUGGUGCACAUCUACUUGUUUUCCUCGAAUGGCUCGCAGAAUGACACCAACAGCAUCAACCGCCAGAUGGCGACCUCUGGCCUCUGGAAGCGGCCCGCCCCCGCUCCCCAGAAAGACCCUAGCCCGAGGUUCCUUGAAACCACGCUCAGCAGCGUGGUGGACCAGGUCACCCUUCACAGCUCGGACCGCAGCAUGGGCUCUGGGGACAUGUCGAGCGCACUUUCCCAGGCUUUGCACACCUCCGUCAGGUUGGGAAUGCAGUUGGCCCUCCCCUCCCCCAUGGAGCUUCCUCAGGCGGGCCAGAACAUGGACGUGUUUGUGUCUGUGGCCUGUCACCCGGGGCACUUUGUACUGCAGCCGUGGCAGGAUCUGUACAAGCUGGUAGUCCUGAUGGGAGAGAUGAUCCUUUACUACAAUCAGAGAGAGGAGAGGCUGGUGUCCCUGGAGUUACGAAAAGGAGAGGUCUAUGCCGCCAAGGUGGAUAACAAUUGGCACCGAGUGCUGGUGAAGGCCAUUCUGUCCAACGGUCUGGUCUCUGUCUAUGAGCUGGACUAUGGUAAACACGAGCUGGUUGGUAGCAGGGAACUUGAGCCCCUCAUAGAGUCGUUCAGACAGCUGCCUUUCCAGGCAGUCCGAGCACAGCUGGCUGGCGUGCAGCAGCGCGUGUGGUCUGAGGCGGCGUCCAUUGUGUUCAGGAAUCACGUUGAGAAGAAGCCCCUGGUGGCACAGGUGGAGAGCGUGGUGGAGGCAGAGUUUCCUUGGGACAGGAAGGUGGUGGUGUACCUUGUGGACACGUCCCAGAAGGAGAAAGACGUCUGGAUCCACAACAUCAUCGCUGACUUCCCGGAGGAACUGAGUACCGCGGUAUAGAACCGGACUAGACUGACCGGCUGUGUACUAGUGUUGUGGUGUUCUUAACAUAUGUGACCAAGACCUCUGUCAGUCUAUCACUGAUACAGAUAUUAUGUAGAGGCUCCUAGGAAUGUUGUGGUAUCUGCCUGAAACAGAUUCCUCUAUAUGGGGUGAGGAGUCUUAUCUAUGCAGUUGUGUUCAAUUUUAUAUUCAAAAUGUUUAAUUUCCCUCCCAUUGUUUGGUUACAUUACAUACAUUGUGUAUAUAGUUA
Esox lucius (northern pike) is the source of this 4033-nucleotide messenger RNA. RefSeq names its product tudor domain containing 7 a (gene tdrd7a). The record is from RefSeq and is a predicted model, not a curated record. The coding region runs from base 247 to 3780 and encodes 1177 amino acids. The transcript has 20 exons. Gene Ontology annotation, biological process: spermatogenesis; lens morphogenesis in camera-type eye; lens fiber cell differentiation. Lineage: Eukaryota; Metazoa; Chordata; Actinopteri; Esociformes; Esocidae.